GUCAUACCUGUUCUUAUAGGCAAUUCAAUACUGUUGCCCCACAAAUUGGAUAUCAAUAUGGAGGAGUUUAGUCAUGUGAUGUUGUUGCUUUUUAGACCCUGGCAAAAACCAUCUGAGCUGCUCAAUGAUUUCCCAUGUUGGACUGAAGUUUUUGAUGCAUACCAUUUUAGUGACAGUUCAUCCCAAGUAAUAUCCAACUUCCUGAUAGAAAUGGAGUGCAAGGAUGCCAGAGAUGGUCAAAGAGCAAGAUACAAAGUGCAAGGACCUGAUCUAACAGUUGGUUGA
This is a messenger RNA of Pisolithus orientalis, 285 nucleotides long. RefSeq lists its product as uncharacterized. The record is from RefSeq and is a predicted model, not a curated record. Lineage: Eukaryota; Fungi; Basidiomycota; Agaricomycetes; Boletales; Pisolithaceae. The transcript has a single exon. The annotation marks the transcript as partial.